Ictalurus punctatus (channel catfish) is the source of this 2113-nucleotide messenger RNA. RefSeq names its product rac GTPase-activating protein 1. Bases 7 to 2067 code for a protein of 686 amino acids. The record is from RefSeq and is a predicted model, not a curated record. Gene Ontology annotation, biological process: signal transduction. The transcript has 16 exons. NCBI's taxonomy places the organism in Eukaryota, Metazoa, Chordata, Actinopteri, Siluriformes, Ictaluridae.
UGCAUCAUGGGAGAGGAGUUCAUCAGGGAGCUGCUGACUCUGUGCUUACACCGGCUUGCGUUAGAGCAAAAUACACAUUCUGAGCUCGAGCUUAUUGAGGUGGUGAAGAACUUCGAGGCAGUCAGGAAGAAAUGGCUCCACGCAGAACUCGAGCUGAAGAAAUACAAAGAGCUGCUGGUGAAAUCGGAUGUGGCCCGCGCCGCCCUGGAGGUCAAACUCAAACACGCCCGCAAUCAGGUGGAUGUGGAGAUCAAGAAACGUUUUAAAGUCGAGGCCGACUAUCAGUACCUGGAACGUCAGAUGCUGCUGAUGACUGAAAUUCUUGCUCAGGACAGCAAAUCACAUGCCUGCCUUAAUGAGGAACAGCGAAACAUGCUGGCCAGCUUCCAUCACCAAGGAGCUAACAUCACACAGCACAGAGGCAAACGCUUAUCCGUGAUCGACGAGUCGUCUUUCCUGUCUCAUUCUGACAUCAGUUACGACAGGACCGAUGAUGACCUGGUAGGUUCAGGUGACCAGAAACAGGAUUUGGACAGUCCGGCUGUUGUGAAGCCUCUGAAGUCGAGACCUCGGGAGAAAAGACGCUCGUCGAUGGGGCCGAACGUUGGACUUCCGAUACAGAAACGUGGGCGACUCGGUGGACGUUCUGGAGAUCUGCUCAGUGUGAGACCAUCGGAGAAGGAGGUGGAGGCGACAGUGGUUACAGCAUCAGUCACUACCCCUGAUAAUGGCGGUCAGAUCCACAUGGUGAUUGACAUCACUCAGGAAACGCCGGAGCCAAUCGGAACCCGAGCUGAUCUCCUCCCUUCUGUGAGCGAGCAGACAUCAGUGUGGGCUCCCUCUGAAAUCACUGAGGUUGAGAUGGUGACUACACAGAUGGACGAGACUAGUGCAGAACCCAAAGUUCCUCUGUCUCUUGAUCCCAUUGUGGACUCCAACGUCCAGCAUGCUAACGUCCAGCAUGCUAACGUCCAGCAUGCUAACGUCCAGCAUAAUAUUGUCCAGCAUGUCUUCCUGCCCAAAACUGUGAUCCGACCCGAAACAUGCACUCCCUGUAGGAAGAGGAUCCGUUUUGGGAAAGUGGCAGUGAAGUGCAGGGACUGCCGCGUGGUCGCUCAUCCCGAGUGUAAACAUAUGUGUGUGGAAAAAUGUUUCCCUAACACACAGGGAACAGUCCAGCCUAGUGAGGAGACGUUGGAGAGUUUUUGUCCUUCCACUCCGCCCCGGAUCCCAGCAUUGAUCAUUCAGUGUGUUAAAGAAAUCGAACGACGUGGCCUUGAGGAGAAGGGACUGUACCGUGUGCCGGGAGGAGAGAGGGCAGUAAAGGAGUUACGGGAGCGAUACCUCAGUGCUAAAGGUCCUCUGCUGCUGCACAGAGUGGAUGAGAUUCACGUGGUGUGUGGCCUCCUGAAGGACUUCCUGAGGAAACUCCGAGAGCCGCUUGUCACCUUCGCACUCCACAAAACCUUCAUGGAGGCAGCGGAAUUAGCAGAUGAUGAUAACAGCUCAGCGAUGAUGAUCCAGGCCAUCGGAGAACUUCCACAGCCGAACAGGGAGACUCUCGCCUUCCUGAUACUGCAUCUACAGAGGGUUACUCAGAGUCCUCAGUGUCGGAUGGAUCAGAAUAAUCUGGCUCGUGUUUUUGGACCCACCAUUAUCGGACACAGCAUGCCGGAACCGUCUCCACUUAGCAUCAUGAGAGACACCAACACGCAGCCCAAGGUGGUGUUGCGGCUGCUCUCUUUCCCGGCUGAUUACUGGAACAGUCUCCUUACUGCAGAGAGAGAUCAGAUCAGAUCAGAUACACACGUGGAGAGAGAUCAGCUUAUCUCUUCGGUCAUACAAUCCAACAUCAGCAACUCUACUCCAUCCACAGACCGAGAUCGGAUGUUCAAACCCAUCACCUCUCCUGAGCUGAGUAAAUACAGCAGGACUCCAGGUGGUUCUUCCAUCAAGGGCAGGAUCAAGACCCUGGGCAUUGCUUUCAACAACCCAAUCCCACUGUCUUCCAGAACCAAACCAAAGCCCGAACCAACGAAAAAGAAGUUCUUUACGUCACCAAAGUGAGAGACACAGAACUCUGUCUGUGUGUGUGCGUGCGCGUGUGUGCGUG